Babjeviella inositovora NRRL Y-12698 is the source of this 857-nucleotide messenger RNA. Its product is annotated as ureidoglycolate hydrolase. Gene Ontology annotation, molecular function: ureidoglycolate lyase activity; ureidoglycolate hydrolase activity. Gene Ontology annotation, biological process: allantoin catabolic process. The record is from RefSeq and is a predicted model, not a curated record. Bases 14 to 682 code for a protein of 222 amino acids. The transcript has a single exon. Lineage: Eukaryota; Fungi; Ascomycota; Pichiomycetes; Serinales.
GGCCUUACUUCCAAUGGUUUUAUCAACAUUUGACGUUUCAAAGAUCGCAGUGAUCACAGCUAAACCGAUCACCCCAGAGAACUUUGCCCUGUAUGGGUCCCUCCUCUCUGCUAACGAACAGAUCGAAAUUGCCGCCAGGAACAGCAAGGGCCAGGGCUCGAGUCUGGCCAACUACGGGACAGCUAUAAAGCUCCAUAAAGUAUCCCACAUUGCCAAUAAUUAUGCCCAGUGUCCGCUGGGAGCGCCUGCUACAGCUAACUGGAACAUCUUCCGCUGUUCUCCACCUAACCACUUGAUCGACUUUAAGAGCUCCACUUCCGGCAGAUACACCUGUAAAGUCCUUGAGAGACACCCGUUCAGCACCCAGACGUUCUUACCACUUGGACGUCCGGCUGCAGGGAUUGCGUAUCUAGUCAUUGUGGCCAGGACGGAUGUUUCCACCGGCCAGCGCUUGCCGGACCCGGAGACCGUGGAGGCGUUUAUUGUACGGGGGGACCAGGCUGUGACCUAUGGAAUGGGCACGUGGCACGCUCCCAUGGUUGCCUUAGGAGAGACCCAUACAGAUUUUGGAGUGUUGAUUCAUGAGAACGGGGUGGAGGACGAGGACUGCCAGGAGUGCUACUUUGAGAACCCGGGGUACACCAUCGAGUUUGAAAGCAAGUCCAGACCACUGUGUCUUUAAGAUAUUUUAGCUGGACACAUAUUGGCUUGUGAUUAGAAUUUUCCACACGUAGAUUGAGUGCUUAGCAAAUGACAUAAUACACAUCUUGCCGCAAACGACAAUGGUAUAUACAUAAUUAAGUAGCGUUCUGAGCUUAGGAUUUCAACCAUUCAGAAUCUGUUAUACUAAUUUAUCG